AUGGGCGCGUCGCAGUCGACUGGAGGCGGGGACCAACCUGGGGUUCGUGGUGGCGGCGACGUCAAGACAAGCUACUAUGAGCUGCUGGGCGUGGAGCGGACUGCGACACAAGAAGAGCUCAAGAAGGCCUAUCGCAAGAAAGCGCUCGAACUCCACCCUGACCGCAAUCAUGGCGACACGGAACGCACCACCGCCCUCUUCGCCGAGAUCCAGUCCGCCUACGAGGUCCUCUCCGACGACCAGGAGCGCGCCUGGUAUGAUGCACAUGAAGGAGACAUCUUGCGCGGUGGCAGCGGAGAGGGAGCGACAGAGGACCACUACCAGGGCAACAUGCGCGUCACCACAUCCGACGACCUGGCGUGCAUGAUGGGCAAGUUCAGAGGCAACGUCGACUUCUCCGACUCGCCAAAUGGCUUCUUUGGCUUCGUGAGGGAAACCUUCGAGCAACUUGCCAAGGAAGAAGAGUAUGCGGCAGACUACGACGACAUCGACAUACCAAACUAUCCUUCCUUUGGCCACAAGGCUGAUCACUACGACGAUGUGGUGCGCAACUUCUACUCGGCAUGGAAUGGCUUCGCUACCGCCAAGAGCUUUGCAUGGCUCGACGUGUACCGCCUGUCAGAUGCGCCAGACCGUCGCACUCGCCGUAUGGCCGAGAAGGAGAACCUAAAGUACCGUGAGGAUGGCCGGCGAGAGUUCAACGACGCUGUCAGGACACUGGUGGCCUUUGUACGCAAGCGCGACCCGCGAUACACACCCAACAAACAGUCAGAUGAAGACAAGGCAAAAGCACAACGCGAUGCGAGGAAGGCGCAGGCUGCACGAGCACGAGCAGAAAAGCUAGCAAAGCUGGAGCAAGAAGCCCAGGCUUUGCCGAGCUGGGUUACAGCACGUCCUGCUGAUGAGCUGGAGGACGAGUCCGAGGAAGAGAUAGAAGAGGAGCACUACGAAUGCGUAGCCUGCAACAAGACAUUCAAGAGCGAGCGCCAGUACGAGGCGCACGAGAAAAGCAAAAAGCACCAAAAGGCAAUCCAGUCGCUGAAGAGAAAGAUGCAAAAGGACAAUGCGCACCUCAAUCUAGACGAGGAUGGUAUUAGCAGUGGAAUCAUAACGCCUGCUGAUGAUGACCUUGGAACAGACAUCAUCGGCUCUGAUGAAGAUGGCCUUGACGAUAAUACACAAGACCUUGUAGAAAAGACAAAUGAACUCAACACAGACAAUGGCAGUACAGACAAUGAAAAAGAUGUGGAUAUACAGGAUCCUGAAGAAGAGGACAACGAUGAGGAUGAAGAGGACGACGAAUACGCCUCACGCUCUGAUAUCGAGGCCCGACUCGCUGGCUUCAAGAUUACCAACACAUCCACAGCGCGCACUGACACUGAGAAGUCUAACGCGGACCCCAUCGACGUCGCACAACCCGAAGACAUGACUCCGCAGGAACCAAAGCUGGGUAAGGCCGCGCAGAAGCGAGCCAAGAAGGCAGCAAAGCAAGCCGAAGAGAAUUCGUCGGCGGAACCCAGAAACAAGUGUCUGGGCUGUGACGCUACUUUCCCUUCCAAGUCGCAGUUAUUCGACCAUCUCCAAGAUCACCCAAAGCAUGUGGCAUUGAAGACGGUAAGAGGCCCAAGUAAGAAAAAGAAGGGCAAGCGAUAG
Molecule: messenger RNA, 1653 nt
Organism: Cucurbitaria berberidis CBS 394.84
Lineage: Eukaryota; Fungi; Ascomycota; Dothideomycetes; Pleosporales; Cucurbitariaceae
Product: DnaJ domain-containing protein
Exons: 1
Coding region: 1-1653 (550 amino acids)
Cellular component (GO): cytoplasm
Molecular function (GO): nucleic acid binding; zinc ion binding
Source: RefSeq, a predicted model, not a curated record